Molecule: messenger RNA, 7664 nt
Organism: Maniola jurtina (meadow brown)
Lineage: Eukaryota; Metazoa; Arthropoda; Insecta; Lepidoptera; Nymphalidae
Gene: bdg
Product: sodium-dependent transporter bedraggled
Exons: 14
Coding region: 311-3832 (1173 amino acids)
Biological process (GO): sodium ion transmembrane transport
Cellular component (GO): membrane
Source: RefSeq, a predicted model, not a curated record
UGUCGUGCGAUUAAUUUAAUUUUUCUCUGCUUUUCUCAACUAUUAAUCUGUGCUCAGAAUUAAUUUUAAUUAGGACCUAAAAAUGAAUUAACUUCUUAUUUGUUAAAUAUCAUGUGUUUAUUUAUUGUGCGAAAAGAUCAAUUUUAUAAUCUAAGUGUUACACGUUUGUUUAUCAGAUAAAUCUCUAAAAGUUUGUGUAUAGAGUAUCACUGCUUCUUUCUCAGAUGACUUGAUAAGUCCUAAAACUUCUCAGGAGUAAGAAGGGUUUACGCCUAAGCAUGCGGGCUACGACUUAGGUUAUGCGAUAAAAAUGGAGGUGGUCAACAUGGACGAGGGUCGAUAUGAACAAACAGAAUGCUUACCAGGAAGCAGUGCAGACAGCGACGCCUCUAGCAGCAUCUUCGAAAGCAAUGACAGCAGUGAACAGAUGAGCGACACAGAAAAACCCUCAGACGAAGAAGAUUUAAGGGAGGAUUUACAGAAAAACUUAGCCAGCUUUUAUAAGUCUGAUUCAAAUGCAUCACACACUUCAAAUGACAUCACAGACGAUGAGGAGUUUCAAGCGACGGCACUUUGUCAAUUUAUGGAUAUAUUGAACGAUCUAGACGAAGUACUAGAUAAGUCUUUGCUCGCGUGCCUCGACGAAGGAACGAAAUCGUUCGACAGCGAUGACGAGGAUCUCAUAUGCAAAAUCAAUAAAUGUAUCGCUGAUAAGGAAAAUGUUUCCGAACAUUCUAUAUCCCAAAGUAGUAUAGAGGAUACUACGCAAGUUAUAAUGGGCCCUAUUGCCCACACAUCACAAUCGACAGAAGAAAUCGAUAUAACACACAGCGAGUCAUUGCCGCGAAUACAUUUUGGUCGUUCCAAGAGUUAUACAGAUCUGCCUAGGAGUAACAGUGAAGUUUCUGCUUUAUCUUUAGAAAGGGUGAAUACCUUUGAUGAUACUUUACGGGAUUCCAUGAGGAGAUUGGACCCCAUAGUACUGCCGGCGAUAAGCACACAAGAAUCAUCACACGCAUCAUGCGAACCUCUGACUUUACCUGUUAUAUUAUUUGUAGAACAUCACGUUAAUAUGCGGCCGACUAGUGCGCCUAUACAGCUUCAAGUUUCGGCCGCUAAUGUUAGUAGCGACGGACCUUCGGGGCCACUUAUUGUGGGGCGGAGGACGUUGCUUAUGAAUAGGGCUUUGUCUUUGCCUUCGCCUGGCGACAGCGAUGUUACAGCUAUCGACUGGUCGGAGCGCAAUUCGAGGAAUGUGGCUAGAAGUGCGAGUGGAUCCAGUUCCUCGAGUGAAUCGUUAAUUGGUGUUGUGCCGAUAACUCCCAGUGCGUUUGCUGCUUCUGAAGAUAGGAAUGAAGAGAAUGAAGCACCUCCUUUUGGAGUUUGGCCGCACCGGAUGAGCGCAAUGCUGGCCUGCCUCAGCUGCACCGUGGGCAUAUUUAACAUCUCUCGAUUUGCCAUAUUUAGCGUACAUUUUGGAGCAAGUUUCAUCGUCCAGUUUUUUAUAUUAUCCCUGCUAAUUGGAAUACCACUGUUCACUCUACACCUAUGCUUGGGCCAAGUACUGGAAUCCGGACCCGUAGACAUGUGGAGGAUAUCGCCUAUAUUCCAAGGCGUCGGGGUGUCCUUGCUGCUAACACAAGCUGUGAUCGGGAUGUACAGUAUAAUUGGUCUGUCGUGGAUUUUUGUGUACUUUCGGGACUCGUUUAUAACCUCUGAUGAUAGAUACAAAUGGGCGCUACCGCACGAGUUUAGUUUUGAAGAUAUGAACCACAGAAACAGUUCAAUCAGGAUCCAAGAGACAUUACCACAAUACUUUCACGGAGAGGUGCUCCAGCGUAACUUAAACUCAAACUCCUUUGGCACAAUCAAGUUUCAAGUGGCAUUCAAUUUGGCCGUAGUGUGGAUGAUUGUUUUUGUCUCUCUAAGUAAAGGACUGAGGUCAUACGGCAAGGCUGUAUAUAUGCUCAUAUUCCUACCAAUUUGCGGCACUUUAGUACUUUGUACUAAGCUUCUAACUCUGAUACCGUAUGAUACGGUUACCAAUAUAUUCUCUGAGACUGAAUGGAGCGAAUUUUUUAUUAAUAGUAAUAGUUGGGCAGCGGCCGCUCAAGAAACGUUCCUGACUUGGGGUCUGCUCGGAGCCUGUAUAAUGCAGCUAACUUCACACAAGGAUGCUAAGAACAAAACAAACAUAAUGCUACAGAAGGAAAGCGCUUGUAUAGUAGCCUUCACCUUUGCAGUACUCCUGCUUGGCUCGUUCUUAGCCAAUACUUGUGUACAAAUAUUGAAGAACCAUGGAUAUCAUUUUGUACCGAGCAGUUUUGAAACGAUAAAAGCAUCACAAUUCCUCUGGCCGAUGUCCGAUCCUUUGCCUGGCAACACCGUGUCCACCCCAGUGCGGUACAUGGGCCACUACGGCAGCUUGGUGGGCGUCACCGUGUGGCGCACUGGCAACAGCGCGCGCGCGCUGAGCGGCUGGCAACCCUUGCAGCUGGCCACGCAGAUAGUGCCCGCGACUCUAGCCGUGCUACCUGCCAAUGUGCUGUCGCCCGCGUGGGCGGUGAUCUUCUACUUCAUCCUCAUCAUGUUCGGGUUGGCGCAGCAGCUCGCGAUCUGGCACUGUGUCAUCACGGGCAUCAUGGCCAUCAACGCGCGCGCUCUGCGCGUGUGGGAGACCACCAUCACCUUCCUUAGCUGCGUGUUCGGACUCGCGAUGGGUCUGCUUUUAUGCACUGAUGCGGGUAUAAAGAUAGUUCACUUCAUAGACUACGUGUGGGUGGGGUGCUGGUGGCAGUGCGUGGUGCAGGUGGCGCUGGCUAUCGGCGUGUUCGUGGUGCGCGGGCGCCCCUACUCGCCCGACGUGGUGGUGGCGGCGCUGUACUCCACUAGGACGAGGCUGUCUGCUACGUUCGCUGCCUUACUGAGCUUCACGUGGACUGUGGUGUCGCCCGUGUUGUUAUGUGCAAUAUGUGUUAUGGACUUCCGCGUGGGACAGCAGAGGCAAAUGUAUAUUUGGAGAAAAUCAAUUGGGUACUGGCCGGUAUGGUGCCGGCAAGUGGCGGUGAUAUUGCAACAGGGUACACUCCUAUUGGUGCCGCUGGCCGCAUUCGUACAGACCUGGCGAUACAUCUCCAAGGGACCGCCCGAUAUACUCGAGCGCGUACAAAACCUCUACCGGCCGCGUAUGAACGAGGCGGGUGAGACCCUCCCUACGGCCAGCCUCACACGAGACGCGCCCACUCUCGAGCCCGCCCCGGACCCUCCUCCUAAAUAUACCCCGCCCCCCUCCUACUCCACCGCCACGGGCGCCAGGCUGCUCAACACAUUACGACGCAGCUUCAGGACUUUGAGAAGGAUAACAUCAAGUCGAACGGCAUCACAUCACGAUGAUACAUCACAAAUACCCAUCACACUCAGCGAAAGCGUCGACCGACAAUCGCGCAACAGUGGCGCCACACCAUCCGUCACCAUUACCGACGAAACCGACAGCACACGAACACUGUACACCAACCGACAACUCAACACCAAUCAUCAACUCAACACGAAUCAAUCACUCAAUAGAAAUCAACAACUCAACAGAAAUCGACCGACAUCAUCGCGUAACUCCCUAACACUAACCCGCGACUUUUUACGAAGAUCUUUCGUAAGGAAAAGCGAUUCAGCCAAAAGUAUACGUUCGAGUUUGCGCAGGAGUUUCAAAUAUGGCGGCGGUUUGACAACCAGCCACGAACAUUUGGUUAGAGAUGUGGAGCCUAUAUCUAAUACUGUAGCUAUGUCUGCAGUUAGUGAACCUACUUCGCAUACGAGGAGUUUGGGUUCCGUUAUAUGAAUUAUUUUUGUACCGCCUAUAGAAUAUGUAAUGUAAGAAUUUUGAAGGUCAUUCCCCACUUCUAUACACUUUCCGCGGAAAGAAUUUGGUAUAGCGCUCUCUGUCAGGCGAAAAUCUUUGGUUUGGUUGGUGACUCAAAAUACUGAGAUAUUUCCCCCGAGCUUUUCUUUCGAUCUGAACUUAAGGCAACUGUUUUCGAAAUAAUUACAAACAAGUUGACCAUUGAUGCUGAUUGGGCUUUAUAAAAAAAUCAUAAAUAGAUUGAUCUAAUAAUAGUGUCUUUCUUUUUCUUUUGGAAAAUUGUGAAAGGGAUGACAAUACUUUUAGACCAUUCUAACUAAUUGAGUUUAAGUUUUACUUCAACCUGCACCAAUAGGUGCUUGUUUUCAAUUUAUCUAUUGAAUUUUGCUAAUUGACUAUGAAAUGUCCUAUUAGUAGGAUUUAUUGUUGAUUGGAUUAGUUUUAGUUGACGUAUGUAUUAGAAAUUCCGUCUCUUAAAUGAAUAAGAGAAUAAUGCGUUUCGAAUGAUCGAAUGAUUUUUUUUUGGUAAUGCAUCUCGCAUCCAUCGCGCUGGUCUGGUCGUCUUUGUGCAAGCGAGACAGCAAAACUUUCGACACAGUAAACACUGUUUGACAGCAACUGUUUUACUGUUUUACAAUUAAAAAAUCAACCCUCAAAAGUACUUGAAUAAUAAUUGAAUGAUAAAUUUUUCUUCAGUAUUUAUAGAUUUAAAAAUAUUCGUGUUUUUUAGUAACAAUUCAGCAUCACAGAUUGAAUAUUAUUAACAUUGAUUAUUAACUUAUUAAUAUACUCCUACUAAACAUUCCUUUAAUCACACAGAUUGAUCAGUAGAAUAUUUUUUUCAAUAGUUUAAGACAACAAAACUUAGGCUGGCCACACACCAUUUGGUUGAGUGAUUUGUACAAACUAUUCAGGCAAAAUCCAUUAUGUCUCAAGGACACAAACGUGUCCAUAAGACUGAGCUAAUGGCUUGAACAACUUCGUAGACGCAACUGCUCCUACGAUCCUGUACGAAACCAAUAUAAUAAUAUUUUGUACAGCAAUAAUUAAUCGAUAAUAAGCUAAUGUGUGGCUAACCUUAGGCAGCAUAGACAAAACCUUGUACAAACACUAUUAUAAUUAGCUGUAUAAUAAAAUGUAAUAAUAAUAAUAAUAAUUAGAAUAAUCCCCUGUAAUACCAACGUUUUCAACGUAAUUUGUAAUUUAGUGAAAGUACUGAUAUAAAACAGUAUUUACUGGACGAGAGAAUCUCAAUAAAAUACGUUUAGUAUAUAUACAUUUUACAAGCCAUGUAAAUUAGUUAUAACAAUUGUAGGCUCAGAGGCGGCGGAGAUUUUCUACGAAUAACUUAAAUAAUUGAUGAUAAAUAAUUCGAAAAUAAUUAAUAAAAUCGGAUCAGAAUUUAAAAAAAAAACGAACAAAAAUCAAUAGUAAGUUGGCUUUAAUAGUAAGGCCUUUGGGCCUUGUAAGCGUAAGUAUUCGACAUAAAGGAAAGUUUUCGACCGUCUCUGUGACUAUUAUUACUUUUAGGUACAUAAAAACAAUAAAUUGGAGCUUAAGAUUAAUUAAAUAUAAUGAAGUGCUAUUAUUGUUAAGGAUGCAUUUUGUAUGAAUUAGUUUUUUUAACGUUAGCAUUUAGGUACAAUGUGUUCUUGUUAGUUAGUACUUAGCGCAUUGUGUAAUGUAGGCGUGAAAAUCAUAGGUUGCUAUCGCCUGAGCGGUCGCUGCAAGUGCAGCAUAGUAUGAUAAAGAACAACUCGCCAACAGUAAAAUGGACUUAAAUGUUGUUUUAAAGUAGUUUUUUCAGUAUACCGAUUUAUGCUUCAUGACUGUUAAUUAUAAGACGAUAAGCGGAUUUUCGUUUGGGGCGCUGGCGCUAGAUAUUCAAAUCUUAAUACAAUCGACUUAAGAUUAAUUUUCCUCUGGCUUUAUUAUUUCAGUAGACACGCAUUCAGUUCACAGUUGACGGCUGACGCAGAGAAGCUUGAGCUGGUACAAGCUAGACGCUCAGGCGACAGUAGCCAAUGCUCCCAAUAAUAAAAAAUAAAAAUAAAAUGUUUGUGUGUGUAUCUGAUUCUGUUGUUUUGAUAAUAUGAAUGUUAGCAAAGUUUUAACGGAUUAAUGCAAUACACGAUAUAGUUAUUUGAUAACAAUAGACAAUAUUUUGUAUAAGUUUUCAAAAAACUAGUUACAUAGAUGUUAACAAAAAAUAAUAUUAUUUUUAUCAACUCCCAAAUAAGUGAGUAAGUGUACGUACUUAGUAAUUUUUUUUUUGUUCAAAGAAUAGUUGUAUGGAAGAUAAUAUGAGAGAAUUUGAGUACAAUGAUUUUAGAGACUAAGCGAUUUGUUUUAUAGUUUUGUAAAACCUAGCAUUUUAGAUCGGAUAGGUAGUUUCUCAUAAUACACUGAUAUUUCAAUUUUCGAAAGUAAUUAUUACAUUUAGAACCCUAAAAAUUGAUUAGUAUUUAUUGGAUCAAAAGACAAUAUUUCUGGCGAAAAUUAAUAAAUAAUCAAUCCUAUCUGUAAUCUGCUGAUAAUUUACUUAGCAGUGUUUUUUUGUUAAAAAUUGUGUGGUCUUUGUGUUAUCUCAGACUGAGAAGGGCAAGUAACUUAUCGACAAAUUACACAUAAGAUUGAUUUUUGUUUCGGCGGUAAACGCACAUAAGGUCCAAAUAGAGUAUUAUUUGCUUUAAAUUAUGUUGGUUAAACAAUUAGAUUUAAAUGAUCUUGUCACAUCACACGAAAACUAAAACUGCCAUUAAAUUUAGUCACAUUUAAGUGUUACAUGGUGGGAUUUAUAAUGAAAUGACGAUUUAAUAAUUAGGGAAAUAAUUGAGAAAGCAAUUAUUGUUGAGCAUUGUACUUUUCUUAAAUUUCGGAUUAAGCAGGACAGGCUCAGGAAGUUGUUUUAGUUCCUUUAUGCAUUUAUGAAUCUUUAAAAUUUGGCAUCUUGAAACUAUUUUUAGUUCUAGUCAUAACACUGCUUCCACGUAAAAAAGUAUACCAACCGCACAUUACAGCGCGAAUUGCACGCAACGAAUUUUUCAGCAUACCGACGCAUUCGCAUGCACUUGUGAAAGUGUUAAGGCCUUUAUGCCUUUGACGUCAAGGCGGCGAAUGCGAAGUGUCCGUGUACUGAGUACAAGUUCGCACAACUCGACCAAUUGAUAGAUUUUGAGUAUCGUAACUCUAGCCUAUAACGUCAAAAUUAAAAUGGACCUAAUGAGUAUUCAGACCCUUUUAAGAAGGCGUAUUUUCAGUAGAUAAAUAUUUAUAAUUUUCUCUUUGAGCGCUGGCUGCAGAAGUUUAGAUUAACUUAAACCUUAAAACAAAGUACAGUAGCUGGCAGGAAACAUCAUCGACCUUUAGAAAGAGAUUUUGGCAUCGUAGAGCGUUGUCUCUGUCACUUGUACUUAUGUGACGUUUUGUCGGUUUUAACGGUAGACAACGCUCUAAGAUACCGCUAUCUCUUUCUAAAGGUCGAUAUUUCCUACCGGGUACUGUAGAUUAAAUCAAUUUUAUGUUAGUGUUUCGAUAUUCAAAAUCUAUCCUCGUUGUCGAGAUGUUCAAACUCGUAAUAACCCUACAGUACCCAUUUACAAUACUGAUAUACGUUGAUUGCAACGCGCGUAGUGUGCGACUAGAUUUAGUUUGCUUUUUAACAUCACAUAGAUUGUUUUAAAUUGAUUGCGCACAUUUUAUUCGCACAUUGUGUUUUACUUUUAUCGUUUUUUUAUAUUUACAUUCCUCUAAUAUUUUUAAUAAUUCUACUACUUAAUAUUACAUAUAAAUAAUAAAUGUUUCCUUUUUA